Messenger RNA from Phaeoacremonium minimum UCRPA7, 663 nucleotides. Its product is annotated as putative duf605 domain containing protein. Gene Ontology annotation, biological process: late endosome to vacuole transport via multivesicular body sorting pathway. The transcript has 4 exons. Lineage: Eukaryota; Fungi; Ascomycota; Sordariomycetes; Togniniales; Togniniaceae. Gene Ontology annotation, cellular component: multivesicular body. The record is from RefSeq and is a predicted model, not a curated record. The coding region runs from base 1 to 663 and encodes 220 amino acids.
AUGGCCGACGAGGUUCCCGCUGCCCUCAAGGCGGCCGACGUCAGUCUCUACAAGACGGCGACUCGAGGCGCCCAGCUGCAAUCAGUGAAGCCCAUCAUUUCAUACUGGUGCGAAUACUGGGUGGUCAACCAGAUCCUCGCCAAGCAGCUACACAAUACCGACUCGGACAUCCUGGACUACACCAUGAAGCUGAUGGACAAGCUGGAGGAGACCAAAGCCGAACACGCCAACGACGAUGCGAUCAUGGACGACACCGCGGGCCAGGCAUAUGUCGAGCAGUUUGCGCAGGAAACGCUGGACCGGGCAGAGCGUGUCAUCAAGGCUGGCAAGGUCACAGGCAACACGGCCAAUACAUUCGAUGCCGCAUUGACCUUCUUCAAUCUUGUCAACAUCUGGGGGCCGCCCGAUGGCGAAACCCAACAGAAGAUCAAAUACGCCAAGUGGAAUGCGGCGCGAAUCAUCAAGGCGAUCAAAGAGGGCAAGGACCCCAACGAGUCAAACCCCAAGAAGGAGGACCUGCCAUUAGAAGCUCCAGCCCUCGACCCCAAUGACCCUGAAACGUACCAGCCGCAGAUGUUCCGCGAGAUGAUGCAGGCGUAUCGCUACCCCACAGCCCUGCCUCAGCUAUCAAUCUGCCGUCUGCGCCAGAUGAUGGUGAGCUGA